Molecule: messenger RNA, 3150 nt
Organism: Penicillium alfredii
Lineage: Eukaryota; Fungi; Ascomycota; Eurotiomycetes; Eurotiales; Aspergillaceae
Exons: 1
Coding region: 1-3150 (1049 amino acids)
Source: RefSeq, a predicted model, not a curated record
AUGCCCCCGUCCACCGUCUUUUCCUACUGGCGCCGAGAUCAUCGCCGUUCAGCGGCGCCGGCUCCCUUAUCCGCACCAUCUACAUCCUGGAAGGGGGUAAAUGGAAGCCCUGGCACCAGUCCUCCUCAACUUCCUGCAAUCCCCGACACCCCGACCCUCGCUUCGACCUUCGACGAUAGCCCCUUGCACGAUGCCCCGCCCUCGAGUGAGUCGCCGCUGGAGAACGAUGUCUCCAAGAUGAACAUCAACUCGUUCACUGUACCACUCUCCUCUUCAGUCAGCCUCGCCGUUCCCUCCCCAUCGGUGGAGAAAGACAAUCGUCCACAUUCGAGUCCUGGAGAGCACGAUGGAGAACCGGCCUUUACAUCGCAGUCGAAUAAUUCACAACUGUCGAUCACCGCUUUGCGGUCUGAUCAGGGAGAUGGAGAGCCAGAUUCAAAGCCAAGUUCGCCUUUCCGACGGUCCUUUGGCAAGGGGUUACGGAACCUGCAGACUCCGUCCACCGAGAACCAGAAGCGCUCGCCGACUGCAGGUCACUUUCGAUUCCGAACUUCACCGGAAGACUCGCCGGCGGACAAAAAUACCAUGCCACAGAGGGAGUUUGUCAAGGUCGAUGCGACGGCUCCUCGACGGACGGAAAAUCGCGAUGUCUCAACCGAGCACGCUCAUCAUCGGCCGGGCAAGGCCAUGCUUCAUCUUCUGAACCCGAUAUCUCUGCUCGCCCGCAGACGAUCCUCCCAGAUGACUGGUUCUCGGACUGAUAAUGCCAAUAUCGGUGCACAGAACCUGGUCCCUGCCAUCCCCGACGAUUACGACCCUAGAAUUCGGGGGAAUAUUGUCCAUGACUUUUCAGCGCCACGGCCUCGCCGAAAUGUGUCUGGUCCACCGGGUGCUCCGCCCGAUGGACAGGACUCAUCUCCGUCGCAAAAUUCAGCUCAAAACCCGACGAGCCGUUGGGCCGAUCAGAAUAAAAGAAACAGUGACCAUUCGCCCGUGUUCAAGGAGCAUUUUGAUGAUCAAAAUGUGCUGCAGGUUGAAAAUAAGGGCUAUCUCCAAUCGCCGUUACUGACGAACCCGCCCCAGUCUGGGUCUGGACAGUCGGUGCCUGUGUUCGCGAGAAAGCUGCCUUCUCGGGUCCCGGAACAGAGCCCUGAGCCUGUUGAGCUGGAAGCUCCUCUAGGACCACCUCCAGCAGCAAAGCCUCUGCCGAGUCCCCCGAAAACGAGCCCGCCUACGGAAGCGCAAGAUCAAGAUACCAUCCCACAUGUGCCUCCUCAGCCCUCGGGUUUACCGAAGCGCUUCAAAAGUAAUGCCUCUCGAUUCAGUUUUGAUAUGAACGGCGUGGAAUCCUCCGUGCAAGAAAAACUGCUCGAAGAAAAGCAUAAGGAGAAAGAAGCCGCACGCAAGCUGGAAGAUGGGUACUUUGACGACUUUGACGAUGAAUUCGACCACGAAAUCAUAGAUGACCUCGACGGCCUGGAGGAGAAAAUUCCCGGCGUCAAUGUUGAUGCUGACGAUGACGACGAUUUUACUGCACUCUCAGUUCCUCGUGAUAUUAAUGGCGAGAUCAAGUCAUGGGCUGUCCCAGGGCUAUCGCCUGUGGUUGCGAGCCCGAUCACCCCUGCUGCACCACCAGAUGUCUCGGGGGAUGCCAGUGUGAUGGGCGCUGGCUAUGCCCCUCCAACGAAGGCUUUGGACCUGCCGCCCUCCUAUCAUUAUGAGGCCACACAGUUGUCGGUUCACUCAACUCAAAAAUCGCAUCAGUCGCAGUCGCCUGUCGCUGCGCAGAUGACUGCACCAGAGCCGAUACCACCGAUUCCCAAGCAACAGCCACAGGGCCUCGACGAUGUCGACGAUGACCUAUAUUUUGACGACGGGGAAUUCGGCGAUCUUACUUUUAACGACCAAGAAGAGACGUUCGACGAAUCCAUCUUCGAUGACGAGACCAGCCAUCUCUAUGACCGAAAGCCCGCAGGCACGCAGGCCGCGUCUAUGCCCUCUCACGAUGUUGGCGAUUCUUCACCAGGAAAAGACAGCUUGCUGGAAGACGAUGGCAACCAGGGUUUGAAGCACAUGCCCAGCGUUGCUAGUGAAUACCGGGUUGCCGGCUCGGUCAAACGUGGUCCCCUUGGCGAGCGAAUCCCAAACAUGGGACCUGCCCGGGCUCAUGCGGGUGUUCUAACGGAGCAAAACCUUGAGGUUUUGCACAAUGCCCUCACGUUUGCAGCGAAUGAAGCAGCGAACCAGGGACGGUUUGAUCGCACUUUCAGCACUAGCGACAGAUCUCUAGGACAAGACAGCGCAACACAACACUCGCAGACGGGAGACUCGCAACCCGGGCUGGUGUCAGAUGACAAUCUCCUGAGCCAAGCGCCUGAGAUGAUGGGUGUCGAAGAUGCCUUUGAAGACCUCAUAUAUGACGACAAUGAAGAUGCCUAUUACGAUGAUCCGAUCGUCGCGGCGGCCAAUGCCGAAGCCCUCGAAAACGACGACGACGGGUUUUAUGGUCAAGAGUUUGGGUUCUAUGCGCAGGCAAACGGCAACGGCGCUUCUGAGCUCACCAAUGGUGGAUACUUUGGCCCGCGUGGUGUUGAGGGCGUCUCCCGCAGCUUCAGUAGCCGGGGCAAGUUCCAAGAGCCCAGCCUGACCCCGAUCACGGAACGAAGCGAAUGGAGCAAUCGCAACUCGGUCAUCUCCCUCAAGGCGCACAAUGCCGCUCAUUCUAACCCGUCUCUUUCCAGUCCAGGGCUGGCUCAGCUGGUCGACAUGCGCAAUCUGGAUGACGAAAUGUCCUUGAGCGCACUGAUGAAAUUGCGCCGCGGCGCAUGGGGCGGUAGUAACGGCAGCUUGCGCAGCAGUACCGGUAGCCCGCCACCGCAUACACUUUCUUCCUCCCACCGCGGCAGUUUCACAGGCGCUUCCGAGGCCAGUCCAACUGUCUCUGAUAUAAGACCGUUCAGCGCCGAUGAGGGACUGGCUGGUGUUGGGUAUCACCCGGAUGACAUCCAUCCUCAUGUUGCCUCCCCACUGAAGGAUACCAGUCCUUCGGGACGCCCUGCCGAUCUCCCGACGAGUGGCAUCGGCGCUCCGACACCAUACACCGACGGGGAAGACGACGUACCGGCACGACUCCAUAAUAAUGUCUUGUAA